This is a messenger RNA of Salvelinus namaycush (lake trout), 3037 nucleotides long. RefSeq names its product zinc finger protein 513-like. Gene Ontology annotation, biological process: regulation of transcription by RNA polymerase II. The transcript has 4 exons. Gene Ontology annotation, molecular function: RNA polymerase II cis-regulatory region sequence-specific DNA binding; DNA-binding transcription factor activity. Bases 570 to 2540 code for a protein of 656 amino acids. Lineage: Eukaryota; Metazoa; Chordata; Actinopteri; Salmoniformes; Salmonidae. The record is from RefSeq and is a predicted model, not a curated record.
AGGAAAUUGCUGUAAGUACACAAUGGACCUUCUACGAAGUUAGUAAGAGGUAGUUGUUGUUUCUCUAAACGACAACUUAAGUUGAUAUCAAUGUAGCCUUUGCAUUUCAUCAAACGUAUUGACGUAAUUUACAAUUUGUUUUCUCCUAAAUACUGAACGCCAGAUAGUUGAGCUAUAUGUAACGUUAGCUGAUUAGCUUCCAUCUGCCCAAUUUCUCUCUCUAUAGCUCGAUGUGUUUUGCGAGUUACCUAGCUAAUGAUGUUCUCGGUUUGACUAACGAGUUUGAGAAUGGCAAACUGAGACAGCCAGUCCCCGCACAUAUAUUUAGCUAGCUAACUAGUGUGUUUGAUCGAUGGCACGGAUACUUCUGCGUUUGUCCGUUGGAGGAAGAGGAAGAUGACAGAGUGGAGGGAUUGACGCGCUGACUGCGACACCAGACCACAGCGGGAACUGCGACUGGCUGACGGACAGGACAGCGACUGGCUGACGGACAGGACAGCGACUGGCUGACGGACAGGACAGCGACUGGCUGACGGACAGGACAGCGAGGCGGAUAAAGAAGAGGGAGAAUGCCGAGGAGAAAACAGUCGAACCCACAGCCCGUGAAAUACGGUGUGGAGUGUGAUCCAGGAUGCCUAGUUCUGGACAGUGACUUCCUGCUUAGUGGAGAGCUCUGUGAGUUUGGAGACACGGAGAUCAUGGGGCUGGACAGAGACACAGCUCUGACGGUGUUUUCUCUGAGUGAAGAAAGCUCCAGCCUUCCGGCUCCGGAUGACUCCACCUUCCCAGCAUUCCUCUCCUGUAAGGGGUGUGGUCAACUGAUUGGGGCCGACCUUGACCUAGGAGCGGGACUACACUUGGGGGUGGGACUCUACUGCACGACCUGUGAGGAGGACGUCCAGUCGGAAUCGCACACAGCCUUGGAGGACACCUCACAAGGGGAGGAGUCAACCCCAGCCGUCCAAUCCCAUGCGGUGCAAGACAGGAAGAGGAAGAGAAGUAAGGCGGGUGAUGAAGAAGACUGUAUGAAGGUGUACACGUGCUCUCUGUGUAGUUUCUCCUCUCGCUACUCCAACCAUCUAAAACGCCACAUGAGAACGCAUGACGGAGAGAAGCCUUACCGCUGUCCCCACUGCCCCUACGCCUCUACGCAGAGGGUCAACCUGCAGAGACACACACGCACACACACCGGGGAGAAGCCCUACCUCUGCAACGCCUGCAGCUAUGCCUGUAGUUCCCUGGGGAACCUGCGGAGGCACCAGCGCUCACACAGCCAGGAACCCCGGGCGCAACGUGCACACACACUGAUGAGACGCAGCAGACGAAAACACACACACCGAGGAAACGCUGAGGUUGAGAGCACACAAUCAGAUGCCUUGGUGUCAGACCUGACCGUGUGUGUGAGGGAGGGCUCUGAUUUCCUCCAGAACCUAGAGGGGGUAGCCUCUCCCUCCUCCUCCCCCCGUCUCCCCCCCUCCGCUCCUCUCCCCGACCUCCUCUUCCCCCUCUGCUGUCGUUCCUGUGGCCUCACCCUGGAAGGAGAGACAGAGGCGGAGGGCAGAGGGCAGGUGUGUAAUAAAUGUUCUGAGUCUCUCAUCUCCAAGAAACCAGGGUCCCCCAGCCCCACUGACACACUCCAGUCAGGGGCCAGCAAGCUGUACCGCUGUCCUCUCUGCCCCUUCCUCUCCCUCUACCCCAACCACCUGGCCCGACACGCCCACACCCACAGCGGGGAGAAGCCCCACCGCUGUCCCCAGUGCCCCUACGCCUCGGCCCACCUAGACAACCUGAAACGCCACCUCCGGGUCCACACGGGGGAGAAGCCUUACCGCUGUCCCAAGUGCUCCUACGCCUGCGGGAACCUGGCCAACCUGAGGCGCCAUGAGAGGAUUCACUCUGGAGCCAAGCCGUUCCACUGCUCUGUGUGUGGCUACAGCUGUAACCAGAGUAUGAACCUGAAGAGACACAUGCUGAGACACACGGGGGAGAAGCCGUAUGGCUGUGCUGAGUGUGACUACACUACGGGACACUGGGACAACUACAAACGCCAUCAGAGGAAACACGGACACAACACCGACAGCUGGGACAAACACACACACCAGGACACUGCAGCAGACAGCUGGGACAAACACACAAACCAGGACACUGCAGCAGACAGCUGGGACAAACACACAAACCAGGACACUGCAGCAGACAGCUGGGACAAACACACAAACCAGGACACUGCAGCAGACAGCUGGGACAAACACACACACCAGGACACUGCAGCAGACAGCUGGGACAAACACACACCCCAGGACACUGCAGCAGACAGCUGGGACAAACACACAAACCAGGACACUGCAGCAGACAGCUGGGACAAACACACACACCAGGACACUGCAGCAGACAGCUGGGACAAACACACACACCAGGACACUACAGCAGCAGACAGCGAGGGCUGGAACACACAGGAGAAAACGGAGAAACACACACCACCACAUACCACAGACCAACUCUGGGUUCAAGAGACAGGGAAGCAUAGCCAAGGAGAGGUGUAGCUGGGGGGAGGGGGUGUUUAUUACACUGGUGACCCCUUCCUCUGUUCUCAGGCCUCAGAGGGGUGGGGCUUAUCUCAGGUGCCUUUAGAGGCGGAGCUACAUGAGCCGUCGUACUACAUGUGAUUGCUGCACUGACCUUUACCUUGGGCAUUAAAGGGCGUGCCAUUAAAGAUUGAUCUUGUUUUUGAACUGUAACAUGUUGUUUUUAAUUCAGUGGAUCCAAUGUUUGAAAUGUAUGUUUUGAUUGAAUUGUAGCCCAUUUCACAGUCAGGUUUUGUAUGACUAAACAAUUUUUUUGUAAACUGCAAUGAACCGAAUUGUGAAAGUGUACAAAUUUGUAUGAUUAUAUUUGAGUUAUUUUAUUAAUCAUUAUUUCAACAAUGUUUCACAGCUGAGUGCAAGGCUACUCAGAGAAUGGACAGGGCCACAGUAAAGGUCUGUCUGCACACAUUGCCUUAUACAUCUCUCCAAUCCUGAAAUAAAGACCUUUAACUGUU